This is a messenger RNA of Kwoniella mangroviensis CBS 8507, 6249 nucleotides long. RefSeq lists its product as uncharacterized. NCBI's taxonomy places the organism in Eukaryota, Fungi, Basidiomycota, Tremellomycetes, Tremellales, Cryptococcaceae. The coding region runs from base 1 to 6249 and encodes 2082 amino acids. The transcript is spliced from 8 exons. The record is from RefSeq and is a predicted model, not a curated record. Gene Ontology annotation, molecular function: DNA binding.
AUGUCCGAUCCGGACGCUGAGCAGCGGCAGUUGAAAAGGAGGAUGUUGGAAGAACAGCUCAGGAUGCUAGAUGAUGAAGAAAGACACUCUAGAACGUCCAUGUCGAAUACACCAGUGACUGCAUGGGGAUCCUACCCACCUCAAUGGGCAGCGACCAUAAGUAACCCAUCCUCAUCAAGGCACUCGGCCUUAUCGUCAUCGAUAUAUGAUGCUCGUCACUCCCAACAGGGCUCAACGAGUCGUAACCCUCACAUUCCUUCGAGCUCAUCAUCUUCUUCCUGGACAGAUCUUUCAAACCAAGAUCGUAAUCGGCAAUAUCAACACCAACCUCAAUCAUCUUCCCAAUCACACAGACCCUCUUCAGUCUCAAGAUCAAAUCAGCAACAACAACAACGCUCUCAUACUCUACCUCAAGCUCGCUCAGGACACCAGCAACAGCAACAGCAGCAGCAGCAGCAUAAUUAUGGACAAUAUCAAACCCAGAACCAAAAUCAACACCAAAGUCAACCUUUACCUUACUCAUCUGGAUCUACCAGGCAUCACUCCUUCAGGGAUUUAGAUCGUUCUUCUACGGGUCCAUCAUCCUCGAUAUCACCCCAAUUCUCUUCCGCUCUACCCACACCUCAGAAUGCGACUUUCUCAUCUUCACAGACUGUACCUCUACCUUCCGAAAGGCAAUUGCACGAUUGGCUCAGAGAUUGUAUGGGACAAGUUGAAGGUCUAGAUACGGAUUGGAGGAUCAAUGGGAAACGAGUGGAUAUGUACAAAUUGUUGGCUUCUGUCAUAAGAUCUGGUGGAAGUACAGAGGUAUCGUCAAGAGGAUGGUGGUACGUGUUAGCGAAAUUACUCAACCUUGCAGAUGACUUGACGCCACAAACAGUCAAAUCUUCGAUAUCCAAACAACUAAAAGAGCUAUUCCUGCAGAUGUUAGGCGGGUUGGAGAUAUUGUGGGAUAAGACAAAAGGAACGGAGGAGAGAGAAGCGAUACCUCGAACCCGUGAGAACUCCAACUUGAGCGGUUCAUCUACCCUGCCAACGCCUAUAUCCGCUACGAUGAAUCCUGGAAUAUCCAGCCAGCAUCAGUCGUCUACGUCAAGCCGACAUGCUUCAAGUAAUAGAAGAGAGGUACCGUCACCUCAACAGGAACAUCAUUACGUCGAUCCGUCAAAGCUCACCCUGCCACCCAAAGCUGCCAAAAUGUCGAGUAGUCAACAACCCGCGAGAGGAGGGGAGUCGACGAAUGUGCGACAACCAUCUGCUAUAUCCACCUUUACUUCGAAUUCAGCACACUCCAAUACCGUCAAUUCAGCAAAUUAUAAUCCGCGUCACUCUCCUUCAUCCUUUGCCAGACCUUCUUCAGUCGCUUCAAUUGGUACUCAACAAUCACCCAACAUCCCUUCGCAGAUACCAUUGCAUCAGCCUACACCUUCUCACCCACCUCCUCAUAGGCUACCUGACCUAUUGACUUCACAGAAUGAUGGUGGAUCCGAAAGAACUCAGGGGUCAUCAUCGCGAUCGCAUAUCCCUCCUCCUGCCAAGUCGGCUUCAACAGACAUGGUCGCUUCCCCAUCGCAGCAGUCCUCGCGGACGGUCCAGCUGCGAUUCGCCAACAAGUCCUUGGGUGAAUAUCAAGUACCUGACUUAUCCUCUUUCCAAGACUUGGUAAUCUCUAACGUCUUGCCGCUACCUCCGCUCGAACCCGAUAGCAACGUUCAGAGGAUGACUUGGAGCUCCGAUCCGUUGAUUCGAUACAGUAAGAGAUGUCAUGAAUUGGGACACUCGGUCAGGAAGCUCAAAGCCGGUCAAGCGUCCAGACAGAUCUCGCCGGAAGAGUUGGUCUUUUGGGCUAAAUUAUUGGUCAUCAUGGCUGGAAAUCCUAGUGUCAUUCCUCCACCUGUUGAUGAUCGACCUCCGUCGAAUCCGCCGCCGACAACCAUGCCCGACCCGACGAGCUCUUCGAUUACAAAUGCAGGUCCCCUUGGGAGUUUCACCAACCCCGUUGCAUUCGUACCACCACCAAGUGGACCGAGCACAAGUGCUCAUAUACAGGGUGAUCAACCGACCACAUUGAGUCAGAACGGCCAGGCGAUUGAGCAGCCGACGGCUUCCCAAAGCAAGAAGAGGCCUAGGAAAUCGGGCGACGAUACAGCUGGAAGUCACACCGAUACGCCUACAGUGCCGAAGAAGAGGGGCAGGAAACCGGGAGUACCCAAUAGGCCGAAACAGCCAAUAACGAUCACGGCCGCUGUCCCAUCACAUGUUGAAUCACAGCCAGUACCGCAGUCUACCCAAGUCUCUCAGAAUCAGAACAAUGGCGUACCUCAAGCACCGCAAUUACAGGCAGCACCCUUAUCUCAACUACCUACUGAUAUUGUCUCUGGCACGCAACCAACUCAGAUUCAGAUCGAUCAAGCUUCGGCUGCCCUCGCUUUCAUUGGCCCUGCUGACCGUGUUCCUGCCAAACGCGGUCGACCCAAGGGAUCGAAAACAGUGAAUCGUAAAUCCUUGCCAAAACAAACGAAUGGACAGGAACGACCACAUUCAGAUGCCAACAUUGAUCCGACCAUCCUAGUCCCAGCUUCCCAACCGGAAUCUAUCCCUUCGUACUCACAGUACGACAGUCUCGCUCAAUUGUCACAACCGCCUGCAAGCUUUCAAGAUCUGUUCAGAGCUGAACAUGAGAAUGAAGGUUUCCACCCUUCCCUCUUUGCCGGACUUGCAGAUGCGGGACCUUCGUCAUCAGCGCCUGCUCCUUCCCUCCCAUUUUCUACUCCAUCGCGACCUGAUGAAGAUCAAUCGCAAGCAUUGCAAGCUUUGGAAACCAACAGUGUCAGUGGUGGUUCGAAUAGGAAACCCCUGACAGCUGAACAAAGAGCCGACAAAUCCGCCAAAGAGAAAGCUAGACGCCAGAGGUUGAAAGAGAUUCAAGCUAUAUUCGCACCUCCCAUGAAAUACAAGAAGCCUCCUAUCGAUCCUAGUACUCGAAUACCACUUGUACCGAAUUUAUUACCUAAGCGAAGAAUCGAUCUUUCUUCACCUGAUAGAGCUAGUUCCGCGCAGAUUCGUGCUCAGGAUAUGGGGCCUACUAGGAUCAUAGGCAGAACGGCGUCGGCUUUAUCGCACGAUCAAUCUGCUGGAUCUGCUUCCCAAGUAGAAAAGACAAAGAAGUAUAAGAAGAAACAAAAUGUCGCUCAUGAUCUUAGAGCAACGGGACAAUCUUCACAAGCGAUAGGGGAGAAUAUCGAUAUAAUGAAUAUCGAUCCUAAAUUCACGCUGGAUGAUGGGUAUGAACCUUCUCCUGCACAAGUUCAGGAACUCGCGCGGGCCCUGGUAGAAAGUAUCGGUCCUAUUCCCGAUACUCAGGUUGAAGGUGAAGAAGAAUUGCAUGGAGCCAACGAUGCUGACGCGGAGGGUGAAGCUGAUUCUGAGAUACCUCAUUCCCAAGUAACCCAAAGUCAAAGUAAGAAGAAAAAGAGAGGAAGACCCAGAAAGGAAAAGGAGAUUGUUGGUGUGAGUCAAUCACAACAGGGACCUACUGUACUUUCCACACCCGCACGGAAGAGUAUCUUGGUUGUCGAAGUUCCGUCAUCGAAGAAGACUGCUAGAGUGAAAUUCGAUGAGGAACUUGACGAAGAUGAACUGGAUCCAGAAGCGGAGAUUGAGGUCAUCCAGGAUCAAAGGGAUGAAUCACCAGAGUACGAACCUUCCCCUGAAUUCGAGGAUGACGGUGAAGGUGAACAAGAGAUCGAAGAGAUUGAGGACGAAGAUGAAGAAGAAGACGAAAAGGAAGAAAGACGAAGUAAACGUAAACGUGGGAAUACUACCACCAGUAAACCUGUAUUCGAGAAGAUUCCUGGGGGUUCAGGUAGGUGUGGAUUCAGCGUUGUUGGAGCUGCUUCCUCUGCUGCCAAAGCUCGAUGGGAUCGAAUCAAGAGACGAUCUAUUGAGCUCAGUCCUUCGACCAGUACGAGAAGAUCGACGAGAGGGAUCCCGCAAGCCAGCCCUUCUAUCAGACGUUCUGCAAGAGAAAGACGGACGAGCUCGGUCGCACCUAUACCUGAUUCUCAACCUAGGUCUGGCUCAGCUGGUAGAAGGUCGAAUAGUAGACUUGGUUCGAUCAGACGUGAAGCUCAACCUAGUCCGCCUGCUAGUAGAACAACAAAGACGAAAUCGAAAUCGCAGAGACGAGUCAGCUCUGUCGUAGUCAAUUCUGAGGCUGAAAGUGACGAUACACAGGAGCAAGAUGAGGAUGAAGGUGAAGAUGAGCUUGAACUUGAAGAAGACCAAGACCAUGAAGAUGAUGAUGUUGGAUUUGCAGUUGAGAUUGAAUUGUCAAAGAUUGUUAGGAAGAGAGUGGAAAAGAAACGCAAUGCAUCUUCACCUGUGGAUAGAGCUAAGGUCGUCAUUCCCAUAUCCAGGAGACGGAGGGAAGAAUUGAUUUCUAGAGGUCAUUAUGACGCUUUCCGAGAUGAUAAUUCCGACGAUGAAAGAUCACUCCCCCGUCGAGCUCACGUAUCUCUUCGACCAAUGAGAUUGACCGUUCAGAGAGGUUCACGUACCAUCCGACCUUCAUCUCCUGAACCAAUCCCGAUUCGAUUCAUGUUUCGCCCCGGCCCAGCACUGCCAGAACCAUUCGCAUCUAUCUUGACUGAACAUAGUCUAUCUGACAGAGUACAUGAAUAUCCAUGUUUAUGGAAAGGAUGCGAUUCGAUCUUGGCCAGCGAAAAGCUGUUAAAGAGACAUGUUGAGAAUAGACAGCAUGCGAGACAGGGCAAAGAGGAGGUAUCGACCGAGCGAUGGAGUUGGAAUACUAGGAGAACUACCGAGAGGCAAGUCGUGAGAGGGAAAUGGUUUUAUAGAUGUCAUUGGAAGGGAUGUGAGGAACCUUGUUUCACGUCUGAAGCCGAUCUCCUGCAGCAUCUUACUGCUAGACAUAUCUCGAAAGUAUUGAAGUGUCCCUACGAAGCCUGUGAAUUGACGUCAUUGAACAUCUCUCAUCUAUCACGACACGUGAUGAAGCAACACGAUUCACCUUCCGACCACCCAGUCGCACUUGCCAACAUCUCCAUACCUCUUCCUCCACCUUCAUCACCGACCGAACAACUACCAGAAAUAGCCAGAGCAGAUGAACUCACCACUCAGCGAGUACUUGGUUCCGCCCAUCGAUCGGCAUUCUACAGUGCCAGAGUGAAAGAGAAAGUCGAUUCGCACUGCUUUGCAGGUCCUGAUCCUGUCAUUCACGUCGAACAUCCACCACACAUGUUGGAGAUUGUUGAUGAUGAAGAUGAUGUGAUCGAUUCGACUGGUAAAGAGAAGAAAAGAAGAGUUCAAGUAGUUGUUGAGAUUCCGAUGAGUAAACGAAGGAAAUUGACCGAACAGGAGAAAAGAGAUAGGGUAUUGAGAAUGAUGAAUUCCAUCGAUACCGCCAUCGUCCCGAGUGCUCAACAAGAUCAACAAUACAUCGACUAUAAUCAGGAAAAUCAGAAUCAGGACCACAAUGUCAUCGAUGGUGAUGAUACUGGGUCGUAUUCCCCUUCAUACGCAUAUGAAUCAGCUCCUACACCAUGGAUCGAGACUGAUGCGUUGAUGAUUGAAGAUGAACUGGUGCUGGGAGCUCCGACACCUGCCCCCUUCCCUAUGCCAUGGAAUGAUCAAGAUGACGAUGAUGAUGAUGUGGAGGAGGAAGAGGAUAGGAAUGAAGCUGGACCAUCAGGUGUACAAAGGGAUGACGAAGGUCAUUAUUUACCUCUCUUCCAAAUGCCCAGCGGAGAUGAUGAGGAGGAUGAGCAAGAGGCAAAUGCAGAGUUGGAGGAAGAGGAAGAAGAGGAAGACGAUGAUCUAUUUAGGGAGUUUGCUGAAGCUGUACAACCUCAAGCUGAACUUGAGGUCGAAGGUCCUGAAGAUCCAGAAAGUACUCAACCAAAUGGUACGACUGAAGAUCAACAGGAAAUCGAUAAUGAUACUUCCAGUCGAACUCAACAUUCUAUCAUCAAGCCCAACAUGUCUACCAGUGUCCUCUUCUCAACGAGCAUAACCACUCCGGCCAUUCUGCCAGCAUCUAAUGGGGUUGCAACUCCGGUACCACAGAGAAAAGGUUCGAUAUCAUUCCCUUUCCCACCUCAACCUCGACCUUCUCUAAUACUUAACAGUAUCUCUUCAUCUACCGGUGCGGGCACCAACAGUCCACUGAGAUUUGGGUUCGCAGAGAGAUUCGUAGCUACCGAAAUACCCUCGACUUCCGAUGUUUAA